Prunus persica (peach) is the source of this 909-nucleotide messenger RNA. RefSeq lists its product as uncharacterized. The coding region runs from base 36 to 368 and encodes 110 amino acids. The transcript has 3 exons. The record is from RefSeq and is a predicted model, not a curated record. NCBI's taxonomy places the organism in Eukaryota, Viridiplantae, Streptophyta, Magnoliopsida, Rosales, Rosaceae.
UCAAUUAUUCUUCUGCUCUUUCUAUAUAAACCACCAUGCUACAAGCUUCCUCUUGCAAGGAAUUCCCUCAGACCUUCCUCCUCUUUUUCAUCAAUAUGCUGCAAAACCCUUGUCUUAGAUUUCUGCUUCUGCUCUCGUUGCUUUUCUCCUUCCUUCUAUCUUUCACUGCAGUUCCUACAACCAGGAGCCUCAGGUCAGAUGAUGAAUACUUGACUGUCCAAGAAUCACUGGGUGCAGGGGAUUUGGGGUUGUUUGAUGUGGGAGAGGGAGAAGGUUUUAUUGAGGGGAGGAUGGAUAUGGAAAGCACAGACUAUCCGGGGACAGGAGCAAACAAUCACCAUGACCCACGAACUCCUGGACGAGCUUGAAGAAGAACCAGGCCCCUGUUUUAUUUUUAGUAUUGGGUAUACGUGUACAGGGCACCGUCUAAAAAAUAUUUUUGUUUUUUUAUUUUUCUCAGACAUUGGUAUGAAAAAAAUUAAUGUUAUAAUACCGUUAUGUCGUUAGACUGAUCGUCUGAUCAGUAGGCGGGGUGAGGAAAUAGGUGACACCCCAGAAUGAUUGUGGGAGUUGACGGGGGUCGACGACGGUGCAACGGAUCUAGACCCAAAUGAGAGAGAGAGUGGGAUUCUGGGUGGGUGGGUUGGUUGGGGCAGCUUGGGUGGCUCUUGGUGGUUGGCUGGGGGUUGUGGGGAAAAGGGAUGAUGGGUCCUUUAUUUUUUUUUUCUUUCUUUUAUUUUGUAAAUUUAUUUCUUAUUUUUAAUUAAGAAAUUAAAAUUUGUAAGUAAUUAUAUAAUUAAUUUUAUUUGUUUUUAGUUCAAUAGAGUAUAAAAAGUGGCUAAUUUGUGUCAUGUCAUAAAUUUAACGGAUAAAAUGGUAGAACUAAGUUGUAAUAAUUUAUUUUUUUGG